This is a messenger RNA of Ornithorhynchus anatinus (platypus), 1694 nucleotides long. It is a transcript of the gene SHISAL1, whose product is annotated as shisa like 1. The coding region runs from base 153 to 761 and encodes 202 amino acids. NCBI's taxonomy places the organism in Eukaryota, Metazoa, Chordata, Mammalia, Monotremata, Ornithorhynchidae. The record is from RefSeq and is a predicted model, not a curated record. The transcript is spliced from 5 exons.
AGCCGGAGCCGGAGCCGGAGCCGGAGCCGGAGCCGGACCUGGGGCCGGACCUGAAGCCGGAGCCCCGAGGGCGCUGGGCCGGGAGCUGCGGCGCCGCCGCCCGGGAGCCCGGAGGAGGUGAUUAUUCUCCGACGGGCCGAUGAAAGCCAACGAUGACUGGUUGUGGCUCACAGUCCCUCAAAGUGCUGAUGGUGGUCUUCUCCUUGCUGACCCCCGCAGUCUCGUCCACGCACUUCCGCGUCUGCGAGCCGUACGCCGACCACAAAGGCCGCUACCACUUCGGCUUCCACUGCCCACGGCUCUCUGACGAUAAGUCCUUCAUCUUCUGCUGUCACCAUAACAACACCGUCUUCAAGUAUUGCUGCAACGACACCGAGUUCCAGGCAGUGAUGCGGAUGAACCUCACUGGACACUCCGAAAGUUUCAUGCACAACAACUACCCGGCUCUGCUGGGCGUCUGGGUGUACGGCUUCUUCGUGCUGGGCCUGCUGGUCCUGGAUCUGGUGCACUACUCGGCCAUGAACUAUGACGUCUGUAAGCUGUACCUGGCCCGCUGGGGCCUCCAGGCCGCGUGGAUGAAGCCGGGGCCCGGCCCGUGGGGCAGCCCCGCCCAGGCCCCGCCACGCCCGGACCGUGCCCGGCCCCCGCCGCCCGCCUCGGCCCCCGCCGCCUCAGCCCGCGCCACCUCGCCACCUGGCCCUGCUCCAAAGGGGGACUCACGGAAGCCGACGUUGCUCUCCUUUCACAGCUCCUCCGCCUGAAACAAACCGUCGUCCAUGUGCCUCAGGUUGGGAGGGGAGAUGUCAAAGCCCCAACCGGCAGCUUCCAGCAGGAGACCCAGCCGGGCCAAGAUGUUGGCGGGGAGCCAAGAUGGAGGCGGAGGACCAAGAUGGGCCAGCACCCCACGCCCCUAGGGACCCUCCCGCUGACCGGCAAGGGAAGAGGCGUCCCGGGCAGGGCUUCCCCAGGCAGACGUCAGUAAGCAAUAUUUCCGUGUUCGACCGCCCCUCGUUUGCAGGCGAUGGCGGGGCUUGGGGGGGGCUGGGGAGGUCAACGGCUGGUCCACGGCUCUGGACACCUGGGUUCCGGACCGCGAGUUAGACCAGAGACAAUCGCCGCUUCUUCGCCCUUCACCCAACCCACUGCCCCCACGAGCUGAGUACCGCUCACCAGAGCACUGAGCGAGAGGGGCCCAAGGGGUCCGAUGGACAUGGGCCACAGCAGGGUGGAUGGUGGAGCUCAGACCGGCCUGGUGUCGGGGCGUCUCCUCUCCGGACCUGAGGCAGAAAGGUCUCUACUGGCACCGGGGGGGAGAGGGGAAGGCUCAUUGUGGUGCAGUCGGCUUAAUUUGGACAGUUGAAAGGGGAUGGGGGGGCAGGGAGAAGAGGGGGUGUCCCAGGGAAUUCCUUCCCAUCAUAGAUCUCACUGCCCAGUCUAGUCAUCCACAGUGUGGCCCAAUGGAAAGAGCACGAGGCUGGGAAUCGGAGGACCCUGGUUCUACUUCCGAUUCUGUCCCUGGCUGCUGUGAGACCUUGGGCCAGCCACUGAACUGCUCUGGGCCUCAGUCUCCUCCUCCUCUGUAAAAUGGGGAUUAGGGUUCCUACCUCACGGAGUGUUGUGAGAAUGAAACGCGAUUACUGAAGUUAAGGCACUUUAGAAAAGUGAAAGGAACAGUGCUGUCCAAGUUCAACGUA